Messenger RNA from Diaporthe batatas, 2551 nucleotides. RefSeq names its product H(+)-transporting V1 sector ATPase subunit H. The coding region runs from base 238 to 1686 and encodes 482 amino acids. Lineage: Eukaryota; Fungi; Ascomycota; Sordariomycetes; Diaporthales; Diaporthaceae. Gene Ontology annotation, molecular function: proton-transporting ATPase activity, rotational mechanism. The record is from RefSeq and is a predicted model, not a curated record. The transcript is spliced from 3 exons. Gene Ontology annotation, cellular component: fungal-type vacuole membrane; vacuolar proton-transporting V-type ATPase, V1 domain. Gene Ontology annotation, biological process: proton transmembrane transport.
UGUGCAGUUCAAGGCAGCUAGCUGAUGACCCAUGCCAUUUCGUAAUCAUUCUCCCCAGCUUCUCGACCACGACCUCGACCACGGCCUCGAUUAAGAAGCCUGUUGUGACGGUGCACCGUUUCUUUCAGCAACCAGCGAGAGCGCCACAGCUCAUUUUUUGCCUUGUUCCUUUUCCCGGUUCCUAUUUCCUGCUGCAAACCUCCAACCAACGACUCUACUCACCAAACCCGAGGAAACAUGUCGCUGGACCCACCAACAUACCUUGCCUCUCUGCAGAACAACAUCCGUCAACGGCCGAUCCCCUGGGAGGGUGCAGUGCGGGCUGGUACCCUGACGGAGAACCAAUUGGCCAAGAUCAAGGCCGUCGAGCGGGCGAAGAAGGACGCACGCACGCAAACUGUUCAGGGCGAUCUAGAUGGAUAUCGCAUACUGUUUGUCGGCGAGGAGGGCAAGCCCAGUGUCCUGGAGCUUGCGCGCAAGAGGACAGAGGUCGUACAGUACAUCUUGGUCCUUCUGAGCGACCUCCUCGACAGCGUCCCCCCUCUGUCGAAAGUGCUUUUCAAGAACGGUGACCCAUACAAGCACUUCCUCCCGCUGCUCGCACACUCCUCCAGCUCCGACGACCCCAUACCCCUCCUCACCUCCACCGUCCUGACCAGCCUGAUGGCCAGCUCUCGAGACGAGUCCGCGGCUACUGUCAACAAGGCCCUGCCACACCUUUUCAGCUACCUGUCCUCCCUGACCAAGAGCUCGGACGCCGGGCUGCAGGACAUUGGCGUGCUCGAAUACUCCUCCUUGCUCUACGGGAGUGCGUGCAGGAGGCAGUUCUGGGCCCAGCGGAGCGAGACUGUUGCCCCGCUGGUAGAGAUCCUACAGAAAGCAUGUGGUGUCUCCAAUGGUGAUGUAUCUGCGACCCUGUGGAUGGGCACUACAGGCGUUUCCAGGACCACCGAGUCUGACGGCUCGUUGGGUGGUGGUGUUGGCCUGCAGCUGCUCUACCACGUGCUGCUUGUUCUCUGGCAGCUGAGCUUCGAGGGCGAGGAGGUUGGAGAUGAGCUGAACGACGAGUAUGACAUGGUCCUUCUCUACACACAGCUCCUUCGCCUGUCACCCAAGGAAAAGACGACGCGUCUCCUUGUCUCCACACUCUACAACCUGCUACGCACCAACCAGAAGACCCUCCUCCCACAGGCGGUGCUGGUGCGCCUGCCCGCGCUGUUGCAGAACCUCAGCACGCGCCACCUGACAGACCCGGACCUCCAGGAGGAGCUGGCGGCGCUCAAGGAGAUGCUGGAGGAGUACACCAAGACCAAGACGACGUUCGACGAGUACGUGGCCGAGGUGCAGUCAGGCCACCUGAGGUGGUCUCCGCCGCACAAGAGCACGGUGUUCUGGGCAGAGAACGCGCGCAAGAUCAUCGACUACGAGAAUGGGGAAUUGCUCAAGAAGCUGGCCGAUAUCAUGACCAAGCCGUGGGACAACGACAAGGCCGUCCUGGCCAUUGCCUGCAACGACGUUGGCAACCUCGUCCGUGAGGUACCCGAGCGGCGCGGCACGCUGGAGAAGCUCGGCCUCAAGACGAGGGUCAUGCAGCUCAUGGGCGAAGCGGACGAGAACGUGAGGUGGGAGAGCCUGAGGGCGUUGGGCGGGUGGCUCAAGUAUAGUUUUGAGAACAACGACAAGUAAGGGUCGGCGCCAACGGCGAUUAUGCCGUUGGGGGAUGGCAGGUGGAGGACGGGUAGCAUAUGAGAAAUUGUACGAAGCAUGGCAUUUGUGCUCUGUUCUUGUUUAUCCAGUGCCGCCAGUGGGCCGUUUUUGACAACGACUCACUUCCAUGGAACAGAAUCACGGAGGACAUUUCCGUGUCUCGUGCAUGCCAGGUGCAAUGGUGACCCCCCUUGAGGGCUAGGACGUUGCCUGCCAGCUUCCAUGAUUGUACCUGCACAGGUAACCUUCUGGCAUUCGGACUGGUGUCAGGUUCAGCUUACCCUCAAAAGUCAAACCAGGACAGCCAAUCUCAAUCUUGCACGGGUGGUUGUUGCCUGCGCCGUCACAGUGAUGAUCUGUGCAACACAUGACGUGUUGUUGGCCAUGCACUCGGUGGGAGACGAGCAGAUGAAUAGAUCAAAAGUGGUAUUGCCUGCUCCUGAAUUCGCGCCGGCGAAGCAGUCCUGAAAUCUGAAGGCGGAGGUCAAAAUAGUCUCCCAAGAUGGCCCCUAUAUGAGGAGAAUCCCAUAGGAGUGCUUAGAAUCAUGCAGACUGAGGUUCAGCUCUAUUAUGGCCGUACACGGGGACCAUUGGCACGUCUCUAUCUAUUGCUCGCAAGAAUAGACCGCUCGACCAAAGGACCAUUUCCUCAAGAGACUUCAGGACCAGUGUUCCCGCCCCACCUGCCCACCAGCACAACACAUCUCUUGUUAUUGUGUCAAGGACUUCUUCAAUGGCCUAAUUUGAGCGAAUCCAUGAGUCCGAUUCGAGGUGGCAUCCUUGCGGAGGAUGACGGGUUGGAGUGAUGGCUGGACGGCCCUGGCGGCCACCAUUCUCCCGCCAC